Messenger RNA from Benincasa hispida (wax gourd), 576 nucleotides. Its product is annotated as histone H4. Gene Ontology annotation, molecular function: protein heterodimerization activity; structural constituent of chromatin; DNA binding. Gene Ontology annotation, cellular component: nucleosome. The record is from RefSeq and is a predicted model, not a curated record. Lineage: Eukaryota; Viridiplantae; Streptophyta; Magnoliopsida; Cucurbitales; Cucurbitaceae.
UUCUAUCAUCAAAAUCAAAACUCACAACCUGUUCUUCCGCAUCGUUGUUCAUACCCUAAAUUCACCGGCGACAAUGUCUGGACGUGGAAAGGGCGGCAAGGGAUUGGGAAAGGGAGGAGCUAAGCGUCAUAGGAAGGUUUUAAGAGAUAACAUUCAGGGCAUUACCAAGCCUGCAAUUCGCCGUUUGGCUCGUAGAGGUGGUGUGAAGCGUAUCAGUGGAUUGAUCUAUGAAGAAACCAGAGGUGUUUUGAAGAUUUUCCUUGAGAAUGUGAUUCGUGAUGCUGUUACCUACACUGAGCAUGCAAGAAGGAAGACGGUGACUGCCAUGGAUGUGGUUUAUGCCUUGAAGAGGCAGGGAAGGACUUUGUACGGUUUCGGAGGUUAGAUUUAGGGUUUAAUACGAAGAAUGUUUGUAGACCAUUGCUUUUGAUCUUAUAUUUCGUAGGCGAGCUCGUUCUUAUUGGUUUGAUGUAAGUUAAUUUCUCAUUAGUUUGGAAGUGAUGGUCUACUUCAUUGAACCGAUGUGCUAUAAGAAUUUCGCUUUUCUUCAGUUUAUUUGUUCUUCUUUUCUCGACA